GCACCUUGGGAAUUUAAGUUGGCAUACUUUUAAGAGUUUGAAGUAAACAACUCUUGCUCAUUUAUUUUACUCUUGCCAUCAGUUACGCAAUGGACUCUAGCUGAACAGAAGUCUAACUGAAGACUAGUUGUGUUUCAUUCUGCUCCCUAAUUCCCUAUGACGUGCUUGAGGACAUUGUGAACAAAUGAUCUCGAGUGAAAAUCUCCAGCUAAGCUCGUGAACACCAGUGAGAGCCGAAGCGUUUCCUCCACUGCUCAUCUCCUGAAAGGACAACAGUGGUGAUCAGUCUGCUCUGGGUCAUGCUGUGUGGCUGACUUCUAUGCUCUAGCUGAAAUGAGGUUGGUGAUUUUGGGGUCGCGGCCCCUCUUGGCCUUGACCCUCACGCUCACCCUCACCUGCCUAAAACAUCUGUGCCAUGGUGCGACACCCUUUCCUCAGGACCUGGAGCCCAUCAGCACCGUCGGUAGUGAACGCACCUACCUGUACCCCAGUUUCCAGGGGAACAUGUCAGAUAACGACACCGCCAGACUGGGGCUGGAUUUUCAGAGGAUGCUGCGGAUUAACCACAUGGUCUACAUUGCUGCGAGAGAUCACGUUUUUGCCAUUAACCUCAGUGCUUCAGCGGAGCAUAUCUUCCCCCAACAG
Sinocyclocheilus anshuiensis is the source of this 645-nucleotide messenger RNA. RefSeq names its product semaphorin-6C-like. The transcript is spliced from 5 exons. NCBI's taxonomy places the organism in Eukaryota, Metazoa, Chordata, Actinopteri, Cypriniformes, Cyprinidae. The record is from RefSeq and is a predicted model, not a curated record. Gene Ontology annotation, molecular function: protein binding. The annotation marks the transcript as partial.